Messenger RNA from Aspergillus saccharolyticus JOP 1030-1, 1928 nucleotides. RefSeq names its product amidohydrolase family protein. The coding region runs from base 299 to 1714 and encodes 471 amino acids. The transcript has a single exon. Gene Ontology annotation, molecular function: hydrolase activity, acting on carbon-nitrogen (but not peptide) bonds. The record is from RefSeq and is a predicted model, not a curated record. Lineage: Eukaryota; Fungi; Ascomycota; Eurotiomycetes; Eurotiales; Aspergillaceae.
CUCGGGAUAGAGUGAGUGCUACUAUAGGAAUCUAGGGAUUUAGGGAUAUCAGCCACCCCCUCCCAGGGAUCACGCUCAGCAGACCAUGAUAGACUACAUCGCAGCCUGCCACCCCUCUCUUCCCUCGCCAAUUUGUCCAGUAACGUCCACGCCACUAGUUCAGCCACCAGCCCCGUCUCCGCCGGUCCUCCGCCGGCCUCCGUAUACAUCACGUGAUAUCAACAUAUGUUUGAGCGCCAUCCUGCUUCUUCUCGCUCCGAUCCCUCCCAACAUCCUCACAGGUAGAUAGACUCUCCUCAUGGUCCGUCGAUUUGCUGAGGCCCCAUCGCUGGCCUCCGCCUACACGAUGCGUCCGACUGCAAUCUCCAUGAAUGUGCAUCGGCGCUCCCGGGCAGAAGCACCAGCCUCGCAGCCUCGCAUCACCAUUGUGAACACGGGUCUUCUGAUCCCAGGCGACGGGGAAGUUUUGAACCAUGCAGCCGUGGUCAUCAGCGACAGAACCAUUGCCUUUGUCGGCCGGCAAGCAGAUAUACCCAAGAAAUACCUCCGAGCACCACAUACCACCCAUGAGGUCCCGGUGCUGAUGCCGGGUCUGUGGGACUGCCACAUGCACUUUGGCGGAGAAGACCAAUACUACAAUGAUUACACGGCCAUCCUUGCCACGCACCCGGCCUCGGCCGGGGCGCGACUGGCCCGCGGGUGCUGGGAAGCGCUGCAAAGUGGCUAUACCUCGUACCGCGACAUGGCUGGGUACGGGUGUGAAGUGGCCAAAGCCAUCGAAGAUGACUCCAUCGUUGGUCCUCAUGUGUAUGCGGCCGGAGCCGCGAUCAGUCAGACGGCAGGACAUGGUGACAUCUUCGCGCUGCCGGCGGGCGAGGUGCUGGGGAGCUUUGGGGUGCAGAAUCCCCGGCCGGGGUAUUGGGGGGCUGGCCCGGUGUGUAUUGUGGAUGGGGUCGAGGAGGCGCGUCGCGCCGUCCGUCUGCAGAUUCGGCGAGGGGCCAAGGUGAUUAAAGUCAUGGCCUCUGGCGGAGUCAUGUCCCGCGAUGAUGACCCGAAGUGCGCGCAGUUCUCGCCCGAGGAGCUUAGGCUUAUGGUCGAGGAAGCGGCACGGCAGGAUCGGAUUGUCUCUGCCCAUGUUCAUGGCAAACGGGGGAUUCUGGCGGCCAUUCAUGCCGGUUGCAAGAGUCUGGAGCAUGUGUCUGAAGCGGACGAGGAGGUCUUCCAGCUCAUGAAGGAGAAGAACGUUCUGUAUGUGGCCACCCGCACGGUCACCGAGGUCGCUUUGGCCAACAACGGCGAGGGAUUACCCAAGGAGUCGUGGAAGAAGCUGCAGGCACUGGCCGACUCGCAUCUUCGAGCCUAUCAAGGAGCAGUCAAAGCCGGGGUCACCAUUGCCCUGGGAACCGACACGGCACCCGGAGGCCCCACGGCUUUGGAGCUCCAGCUGGCCGUCGAAAAGGCAGGCAUGACGCCGCUACAAGCCAUCAAGGCGGCUACUGCCAAUGCUCCCUUGUCUGUGGGCCCCCAGGCACCGCAAACUGGCCAGCUCAAGGAGGGAUAUGAGGCGGAUCUGAUUGCGCUGGAAGAAAGUCCCCUCGAGGAUAUUCGCAUUCUGCAGGACAACAAAGUGAUUACGCAUGUUUGGAAAGGUGGGAGACUGUUUAAAGGACCUGGGAUUGGUCCCUGGGGAGAGACUACGAAUCCGUUUCGAUGAUCCAUCUUUGCUUCUCCUUCCCGGUUCUCGGUAGCAAAUGACAAAUGAUAUGCCAUGUGUGUUGCUGGUUGAUACUUGGUCCUCAAGGGCAGAUCCAUGAUCCCAGUCUGGUCGUACUGUACCUCGUGUGCCACCGGAGUACUGCAGCAAGCCGCGCAUAGCAUCCGUAGAUCCUCCAUGAGCUCAGGCGCCAUCCAUCGGCUGUGCCAUCUGC